CGUAGUUUGUGGUGAGGCUGCUGUGGCUGAAAGGAUCUUAAAGGAUAAAGAAGAAGCUUCUGUUGUUUAUGGCUGAGGCUGCACCUCCUGUUCGUGGAUGUGACAUGCAGGGGAACAGGCCUGAAGUUAUCAGGAGAGUGAUAAGAAGCUGUGUUUUAUUUGCAUUUCCUUUCCCAAAGGAUACAUGACCAGACUGUUCAUCCUGAAAAGCUGUACCUUGAAGGGAGUGGGGCCAAGCUGCAAAGGGGAGGAAGUCGGCAGAUUUCACACAUGAUGGACUGCAACGAUUCCCAUGCUCUGCUCUCUGGGGAGCACCUCAUCUAUGCCAUCACCAUACCGCUGUCAACUUCCAUCAUCCUGGCCAACCUUGUCAUCAUCUUAGGCAUCGCCUGGAACCGCCAGCUCCACAACACGACCAACUACUUCUUCCUCAGCCUGUUAGUGGCAGAUCUGUGCACAGGCGUGGCGCUGCCUUUUAUCCCUUUAAUGGGCCUGAACCGGGAGUUGAGUUUUAGCUCCUGCUUGGUGGCUCACGUGUUCCCAAACUUCCUCUUCCUGGCAUUCCUCUUCAACCUGGUAAUGGUCCACUAUGAGCGCUACAUUUGCAUCGUUGACCCCCUGCAUUACAAUAACCUGUGGAUGCAUCGCAGCUUUCCUCUGGCACUGCUUGUGGUUUGGGCGCCACCACUUCUGUAUGCAUCUCUACCUGCUUUUGGGUGGAAUAACUGGACAGGGCCAGAUUGGAACGGCUGUUGUGCAGGUAGCCAAAAUAUAACGUCACUUUCAAACUGUUUCACAAACAAAACCACGUGCUGCUCGUACAGGCGAGUAUUCCCCAAUGCUUUUAUCUACUUGGAGGUGUAUGGACUCGUCUUACCUGCUAUUCUUACCAUCGCUGGCAUGACUGGCCAUGUUUUAUGGAUCACCCGAGGCCAGCUGAAGGACAUUUGUCGCCUCCAUCGCUCAGUGGAGCGGGGAAGCCAGGCCUCGGACCGAGAGCAGAGGCUGAACCUGCGGUACACUCGAUGCGUGGUGGCAGUGUCGUUUACAUUUCUCGCAUGCUGGGUACCCUAUCUCAUUUACAUGCACGUCUGCAUGGCGUUCUUGAUGACGGACACCAAGUGGAGCUCCACCACUCAUAUCAUACUGUCGUGCACUGGUAUUGGAAGCAUGGCAGUGGUGCCGCUGGUGCUCGGACUAGCCAACAGGCAGUAUACAGAACCUGCACACAAACUACUCCAGAAACUAAGAGACAGAUGGAGCCGAAGGACGCAGGGAUCAGAGGAGGUGGCAGUCUGAGAAAAUACUGACAAAUAGGAAUAUUUAUGAAGAUGUAUCUGGAAGAAAUGAUGGUGGUUGAUGCCCACAGUAACCUAUAUUAUGGAAGAUUAUUAAGGCCAGGCAUAAGGGGAAGAAAAGGGGGAGGAAGAUUUUUUUUUAUUUUGCAUGAGGAAAAUGGUCAAAAUGUCAAGAACAAAGUCCAAAUGUUAUGAAUAAAGUUAAAUCUCCAGUAUUAGUGCCAGGUAAAACACAAAUAGAUCAGGGGAGGAAGUAUUUUUUCUUUUUUCUUUUUUUUUUUUUUUUGCAUUUCGAGAAAAGUUGAAAUCUUGAGAAGAAACCCAGCUGGUACCGGAUGCCGAUAUGACAUCAGAAAAUCAGGUUGAAGAUAUUUUAAAUGUCUAAUGAUGUUAGAAUUUCACGUUGUGUGCACGUUAACAUUUUGACGUUUUGCUAACUUUGUUUCUCCUAAUCAAACACAGUGCUCUCUUCAAAGUCCUAAUAUUUAUUAGCACUCUGUGUUCAUGCGCUGAAGGAAAAAUAAUAUCCUUCUUAUUAAAGCCAAUUCUGAAGUUCAGCAAAUCAUCUACACAAGGCAUUUCACGGAGGCAGUCAUAUGCACUAACAGUAGUGGUUGAUUUAUUGUCAAAAGUUCGACUUUAAUCUUGAAAUGUAAAGUUAAUAGUCAUUUUGACGAUUCUCAAAAUGGUACUUUUACUUUAUUCUAAAUAUGACAACUUUAUUCUUAUUAUUUUGUCUUUCAUCCCAGUGCAAAACAAAAAAAACCUUCCUCCUCUCCUCCCUUUUCCCUUAGCCCUAAUAAUCUUCCAUAGUCCACUAGUCAAGGCCUGCAGGAGGAAAUUAUUUAUCAGUGAUCUGAACACAAAAAGCCACUUUCUGUUUUACCACCACUACACUGGGUUAUGAAAUAUGAUUUCUGUCUUUGGCUCCCCCUUUCUGAUGGUUUUCCAUUAUACUUUCAGAGUUGUGUCAGGAGAUGUAAUUGAAAAGAUGAAGAAAAGGUAGUUCAUGUUUUCAGGACAACAUUUAUCAUUGUCUCAAAGACGACUAUAACACCAUUUGAGCAACAUGCUCACGCUGCCAACGUGCUAGUGUUUAGCAGGUAUAAUAAUGCCUGAAAUGUAAAUUCUCAGUAUGAUAACAUGAUGAAGUUAGGUUAAAUAAAACUACCCUUGUGUCAGUGUUGUGCAUCUUAAAAAUUAAGCUCAAAGACAUCAUAAUUUCUCUUUGUGCUGCCUGCUCUGGUUAACCAGUGCUAAGACUUUCUCCAUCUGUCACCCACGUGCCUGCAAUGUUUACUUCUACUUCCCUCACUAGUGUUUAUCUAUAUACUGGUAUGCAGGCUGAAGAGGGGAGAGGGAUGCAUUCACAGUCCCUAAUUCAUCUACAAGACAUGAGGAAAUAGAGCUUCAGGAAGGACAUGCAGGAAAGAAACAUGAGGUGAAAACCGUGUGUGCAAGUUGGAAAUGAGUUAGCUGCCAUAUUUAGAUAAACUGUUACAGGAAGGUUAAAUACUGUAAAAUAAGACUUCAGAGAUACUUGUAUUUAAUAAAGACUAAAGGUUUUGUCGUAAAGAUCCACCCAAGGGAAAUUGGAUUUUUAUUUGAGACUUGAUCAAACACAGAGUGUGUGUCAUGCUAUUUGUGUCCCCAGUCACAGUGUGUUUUUAAAGGUACACAGACAGUAUGUGGGUGGAAAAGCUGAAGAGGAAAAGCAGACUUUAAUCAAAUUAAAGAGCAAACAAUGUCUGAACUGCUAUGGGACAUUAGGAGGGAUGGGAUUUCAUCAUGGGGGCAAGGUACAUCGUCUGUAUGUCUUUUGUAUGUGUUGCUUUGCUAAGCCAUGUUCCAGUAUGUUUUCCACAUUGGUUUGUACGUAUAUCCGGAAAUCCGAAGAGGGAAAAAUGAAGACAGGACGAGACUGUUGGGCUCCGGCUCCUAAUGACUGCCUGCCAUCUGUGUUGAGUGGAAAGAAAAACAUUUGUCCGAAUUGUGUCUGGAUUCUAAAAGCAAUAGUUUAACAUUUUGAGAAGAAGCACAUUUGCUUUAUUUAUGAUGGUGAAAUGAGAAGACUGAUACCACUCUCAUGUCUCUAUAUUAGCUUUGCUUGGCUCUGCCCAAAUGUAACAAAAUCUGCCAACCAGCACCUCCAGAGCUUAUUAAUUAACAGGUUGUUUAAUUCUUAAAAAAAAAAGUGUAAAAAUGUCAGUUUGCCUUUUUAUAAGAAAUACUGUGUCAACAGGGUCAGCAUAUCCUCAUACAAUAGUCUGAAUGAUAUCCUACGAAAAUGCACACACAGCAGUUUGUAUGAUAUCCUACAAAAUA
Epinephelus fuscoguttatus (brown-marbled grouper) is the source of this 3623-nucleotide messenger RNA. Its product is annotated as G-protein coupled bile acid receptor 1-like. Gene Ontology annotation, biological process: G protein-coupled receptor signaling pathway. The record is from RefSeq and is a predicted model, not a curated record. The transcript has 2 exons. Gene Ontology annotation, molecular function: G protein-coupled bile acid receptor activity. The coding region runs from base 271 to 1299 and encodes 342 amino acids. Gene Ontology annotation, cellular component: membrane. Lineage: Eukaryota; Metazoa; Chordata; Actinopteri; Perciformes; Serranidae.